GGGAACGACAUGCCAUUCCGCUGGGUUUCGCCUCCUCCUCGACACGACUCGGAGAGAGUCUGAUAGCGCGCUCUGUAUCAAAGACAGCAUGACUGCCUCUGCAUCGGACCGUGUGCGCAAGGACAAGCUGCGACCGCUGUCCAGUGCCACUGACCUCACUGAUAUUACCCAUUCCACCAUCGAAGCUGAUUCGGACCCUCACUCGGACGACUAUCUGGAAGACUCCGAGAUUCAAAGCCUCACGCCAAGUAUUUUCGACUAUGUAAAGAAGUAUGGCAGGACAUACCAUGGCUACCAGGCCGGCGCCUACCCUUUCCCAAACGACGCGCCCGAGAUAGAACGGUUGGACAUGCAGCAUGUAAUUCUUACUGCACUAUUUCACCAGAGGAACUACUUGGCGCCGCUCAAGCAGAAACGGCCAAAGAGAAUGCUGGACAUUGGCUGCGGCACCGGCAAGUGGUGCUUCGAGAUGGCAAACGAGUUUCCAAAAUGCAGGGUUGAAGGCAUAGAUCUAUCUCCCAUCCAACCGAAAAUCUCCUGCGACAAUGUCGACUUCUUCAUGGACGACAUCACCCGUCCCGAAUGGUGGCGCUGCACGCAGCCCUAUGACUACAUCCAUACACGCAUGUCCCUCGGCAUCUUCAACGACUUCCGCGAAAUCAUACAAAAGAGCUACAACAACCUAAACCCAGGCGGGUGGAUGGAAUCGCAGGAAAUCUACUCAAAAGUCUACUGCGAUGACGGCACUAUGCCCCCAGACUACCCGCUGCUCGAAUGGACCGAAAACGAAGACGCAGCCGCCAUGCGCCUCGGCCGCCCACUACGCAUCGCAAACAAACUGAAGAGAUGGUACGAACAGGCCGGCUUCGUAGACGUACACGAGGAGAUCUUUGCUAUACCCGUCAAUUCGUGGCCUAGAGACGAGCGCAUGAAGGUGCUGGGCAAAUGGUUCUAUUGGAACAUGUGCGCUGGCGUGCACGCUUGGACUAUCGAGUACUUUGUCACCGCGCUCGGUUGGUCGCCCGCUGAAGUCGAGGUUUACCUCGCACAUCUACGCACUGCUAUCGGGGAUAAGAGCGUACAUGCGUAUUACAAGGUAUACGUCGUCUGGGGUCGUCGUCCCCGCGCCGAUGAACCACAGAGUACAACGCCGAAACCCGCGAAUUGGCCGCAACCGCCCGAGGACUUUUAAACCUCGAUCCAUACAACGCAUACAGCACACGGAAAUCUAGCACCGCACGUCAUACUACAGCACAACAGCAACAUGAUUCAUCUGGCGUUAUUUUUUUUCGUGGAGGUUCUAGGCGUCAUCUACGUAUAUGGAGCGAGGCCUAGGCCCGUCCUAAUGACCUUUCUUUUUCCCAUUCCUUCGGGACUUGUGGCGUCAUCCACAUUAUUUCUUGUUCCUUCGCUUUUCUGGGUGGUGGGUGGUAAUCUGAUGUUUUCUAUAUUUUAUUUUCGGACUAGCAUGAAUGGGAUGGUUGCGUCGGUGGAGUGGCUUUUGUGUUGAUUGAGAAAAAGCCUUUUCUUUCUUCCUUCUCUCCGCUCUGGUGGUUUAGGUGGGGAAAUCUGGGGACUACGUUGUUAUAUCUGUUUGAGCGAGAAAGAGAGAGGAAAUGGUGCAGAUUGCUGAUGGUUAUGAAUGAUGUAUGAAUUUAGGUAAGUAGUGUAGGGGGAGACGGAUUUGGCGUAAUAGAUGCUGUUUUCGGUGGAAUAGUAUUCGUGUUUGAU
Pyrenophora tritici-repentis Pt-1C-BFP is the source of this 1731-nucleotide messenger RNA. Its product is annotated as Methyltransf-23 domain containing protein. NCBI's taxonomy places the organism in Eukaryota, Fungi, Ascomycota, Dothideomycetes, Pleosporales, Pleosporaceae. The record is from RefSeq and is a predicted model, not a curated record.